This is a messenger RNA of Sitodiplosis mosellana (orange wheat blossom midge), 14542 nucleotides long. RefSeq names its product dynein heavy chain, cytoplasmic (gene Dhc64C). The record is from RefSeq and is a predicted model, not a curated record. Gene Ontology annotation, molecular function: dynein light intermediate chain binding; dynein intermediate chain binding; ATP binding. The transcript has 30 exons. Gene Ontology annotation, biological process: microtubule-based movement. Gene Ontology annotation, cellular component: dynein complex. The coding region runs from base 290 to 14245 and encodes 4651 amino acids. Lineage: Eukaryota; Metazoa; Arthropoda; Insecta; Diptera; Cecidomyiidae.
CUGAUGGAAUGAUUGCGAUUGUGUGUGUAUAUGUAAAAAGAUGCAUUGGUUGAGUCAUUUCAGUAUUAAACGUUGUACUGUGAAGCAGUGAAAAUUUUUUAGUGGAUUUUUUUAAUGAAACUUUUUGAUAGAAAAACGGAAUUAAAUCGGAAAAUUUUUGUGAAUUUUUUUAGUUAAGUGUAAAAAAGGCAAAUUUUAUGCACAAUAUCCAGUGAACAUCGUGUGCAAUUUGCCUUUUUUACCGUAUGAACAUUUUUUGAAGAAAAUAAGAAGAAGAAGAAGAAGCAGGAUGGGCGAUUCACUUGAGAACACCGACACGUCGGUCGAAACGCAAAAUGUUGCGAUCGUCGAUUACGGUGAAUUUGCCAAUUAUAUUCGCAAAGCGGCCACCAUUCUAUUGCCCGAAGAAGAUGCCACCGCACCCGCCUUAAAUGCCGUUCUUGAAGACAAAGUCAAUCAGGAUUGCAUUAAAAAAUUUCUCUCCGACCCACAAAUACAAGCGCUAUACAUUCAACGUACUUGCUCGAAAGACGAUGAAAAUGACCAAGCAACCGAGGGAGAGGAGGAAAAAGGUUCGAUCAGCUAUUGCAUAAGUAAUGAUGUACAAUUCACAAAUUCGCGUGCUGCAUCAUUGGUAUGCAUCAAGCGUGGUGCUGUAAUUGAAGCGGAUAAAUCGAUCCAUACUCAAUUGCGAUUGAUAAAUUUCUCGGAGGGUUCACCAUAUGAAACGUUGCACUCAUACAUAAGCAAAUCGUUGGCUCCAUACUUCAAAAGUUAUGUAAAAGAGUCUGGUCGUGGUGAUGAUGGUGAUAAAAUGGCUCCUUCGGUAGAGAAGAAGAUGGCUGAGCUUGAGAUGGGUUUGCUUCAUUUGCAGCAGAACAUCGAUAUCCCAGAAAUCAAUUUACCAAUCAAUCCAGUGGUGUUGCAGACCAUAAAAGCGUGUGGUGAUGAAAGCCGCAAGGCAAAGGUCAUUGAUUUCGGUGACAAAGUCGAAGAUUCAACAUUUUUGAAUACUUUACAAAACGGCGUGAACCGUUGGAUAAAGGAAAUUCAAAAGGUGACUAAAUUGGAUCGUGAUCCAUCGUCUGGAACGGCAAUGCAAGAGAUUUCAUUUUGGUUGAACUUGGAGCGUGCAUUGCAUCGCAUUCAAGAGAAGCGUGAAUCACCCGAGGUCGCAUUGACUCUUGACAUUCUCAAACACGGUAAACGUUUCCAUGCAACUGUGUCAUUUGAUACGGAUACCGGACUGAAGCAAGCUCUAGCAAUGGUUGCCGAUUACAAUCCAUUGAUGAAAGACUUCCCAAUCAAUGACCUACUCUCCGCCACUGAAUUAGAGAAGAUUCGAUCGGCCGUUCAAUCGAUCUUUACUCAUUUGCGUAAAAUGCGCAGCACCAAGUAUCCCAUUCAACGUGCACUCCGAUUGAUCGAAGCCAUUUCACGGGACUUGAGCCAACAACUGUUGAAAGUACUCGGUACACGUCGUUUGAUGCACAUUCCAUUCGACGAAUUCGAACGUGUGAUGAAUCAAUGCUUUGAAAUAUUCGGCUGCUGGGACGAUGAAUACGAUAAACUGCAACAAUUGUUGCGCGAUUUGGUGAAGAAAAAGCGUGAUGAACAUAUUAAAUCCGUUUGGCGUGUAACGCCCAAUCACAAGAAGUUGCAGCUACGCAUGGAGGAGAUGCGCAAAUUCCGUCGCCAACAUGAACAAUUGCGUACGGUUAUUUUGAGAGUACUGAGACCAAUGAGCAAACCAGCUAUUCAAGAUGACUCAGCAGAGGUUAAACAACCAUACAGCCUUGAAGCGGCCGAUGCUAACGCCAUCGAAGAAGUGAAUUUGGCAUAUGAGAAUGUCAAAGAAGUUGAAUGCUUAGACAUUUCCAAGGAAGGUUGCGAUGCAUGGGACGCAGCUGUUAAGCGUUAUGAUGAACGUAUUGAUCGUGUCGAAGCUCGUAUCACCGCUCAUUUGCGUGAUCAACUCGGAACGGCCAAGAAUGCCAAUGAAAUGUUUCGUAUCUUCUCGCGUUUCAACGCAUUGUUUGUGCGUCCGCACAUUCGUGGUGCUAUUCGUGAGUAUCAAACGCAGUUGAUUCAGCGUGUAAAAGAUGACAUCGAAGCUUUGCAUGAGAAAUUCAAGGUUCAAUACCCGCAAAGCAAGAGCUGUCGCUUGUCUGUAGUUCGUGAUUUGCCACCGGUGGCUGGAAGCAUUAUUUGGAUUCGCCAAAUUGAUAAUCAGCUCACGACUUAUUUGAAACGCGUUGAAGAUGUGUUGGGCAAAGGUUGGGAGUCACACAUUGAAGGUCAAAAAUUGAAAGCUGACGGUGAUAGCUUCCGUGCUAAAUUGCAAACUGGCGAAGUGUUCCAGGAUUGGGCACGUAAAGUUCAAGAACGUAACUUUGGAUUCAAUGGUGGUCGUAUUUUUGCCAUUGAUUCAGCAAGAUCACGCACUGGCCGUGGCAACGUUCUCAAGCUAAAAGUUAAUUUCCUACCGGAAAUCAUUACGCUGUACAAAGAAGUGCGGAAUUUGAGAAAUUUGGGAUUCAGAAUUCCAUUGGCAAUCGUUAACAAAGCACAUCAAGCCAAUCAAACGUAUCCAUUUGCGGUAUCGCUUAUCGAGAGUGUACGAGCCUAUGAACGAACUUUGGAAAAGAUCGAAGAGAAGGCUUCAAUUGUGCCUUUGGUCGCUGGUCUCCGAAAGGAUGUGCAGACAUUGAUUUCAGAAGGUGUCGGUUUGGUCUGGGAAAGCUACAAGCUCGUUCAAUACGUGCAACGUUUCUCUGAAUGCGUCAUUCAGUUCCAAGAAAAGGUCGAAGAUUUAUUGGUUGUCGAAGAACAAUUAGACGUUGAUGUCCGUUCGAUUGAAACAUGUCCGUACAGUGCAGCUACUUUCGCUGAUAUUUUAUCAAAGAUCCAGCAUGCUGUUGAUGAUUUGUCGUUGCGUCAGUACUCGAAUUUACAUGUUUGGGUAGCCCGUUUGGAUGAAGAAGUUGAGAAAAAGUUGGCAUCUCGUCUGCAAGCCGGUAUUAGCGCGUGGACUGAAGCACUCACUGGCACCAAGAAAGAUUUCUCCAUGGACACCGAUGCCCCGACUGCACCAAGAAUCGCUCCUGGUGGCGAUCCCAAGAUUCAACACGCCGUUCAUGAGAUUCGUAUCACCAAUCAGCAAAUGUACUUGUAUCCAUCCAUUGAAGAGGCACGAUUCCAAAUCACGCAACAAUUGUUCGCUUGGGAAGCCAUUGUCACAUCACAAACUCGUCUACAGAGCUCGAGAUACAAUGUCGGUUUGGACAAGCCAGUACUUCAAACGUAUCGUACAUUGCUUACAAAACUCCCAGAAGGUUCUCGGCCACUUGAAAGUGCGUACGAAGCAAUCGAAACAAAAGUAUCGGAAGUUCGUAACUAUGUCGAUGAAUGGUUGCGUUAUCAAAGCUUGUGGGAUCUUCAAGCUGACAUUUUGUACGGCCGCUUGGGUGAUGACAUUAAUUUGUGGAUCAAGUGCUUGAAUGACAUCAAGAAAUCUCGUACAACAUUUGAUACAUCAGACACUCGUCGUGCAUACGGUCCGAUUGUCAUCGACUAUGCAAAGGUGCAAGCAAAGGUCACAUUGAAAUACGAUUCAUGGCACAAGGAAGCAUUGAGCAAAUUCGGAACACUUUUGGGCAAUGAAAUGCAAUCGUUCCACUCCAAAGUGUCGAAAUCUCGCAGCGACUUGGAAAUGCAAAGCAUUGAAGCUGCCAGUACAUCCGAUGCCGUUGGUUUCAUCACCUAUGUGCAAUCGUUGAAAAAAGAGCGUUUGGCUUGGGAGAAGCAAGUGUCUGUAUUCCAAGAAGCCGAGCAAAUUUUGCAGCGUCAACGUUUCCAAUUCCCAAACAAUUGGUUGCAUGUCGAUAACAUCGAAGGUGAAUGGUCUGCAUUCAACGAAAUCAUCAAGCGUAAAGAUUCGGCUAUUCAAACUCAAGUGGCAAGUUUGCAAGCGAAAAUUGUUGCUGAAGAUAAGGCAGUUGAGACUCGUACAGUUGAUUUUCUCAAUGAUUGGGAGCACAACAAGCCAAUCGGUGGCAAAACUCGUCCAGACGAAGCCUUACAACAGUUGCAGCUAUUCGAGAGUAAAUUCUCGCGUUUGAAGGAAGAGCGUGACAAUGUGGCCAAGGCAAAAGAAGCUCUGGAAUUACAAGAGUCUGCCGUGCCAAACAACAGUUCCGAACGAAUGUCAGUUGUAUUGGAGGAACUCCAAGAUUUGCGCGGUGUUUGGGGUGAGUUGUCAAAGAUUUGGACACAAAUCGAUGAAACUCGUGAGAAACCAUGGCUUUCUGUUCAACCACGUAAAUUGCGUCAAGCACUUGAAGCAAUGAUGAGCCAACUCAAAGAGCUGCCAGCUCGAUUGCGAAUGUACGAAAGCUACGAGUACGUGAAGAAAUUGAUACAGAGUUACAUCAAAGUGAAUAUGUUGAUCGUUGAGUUGAAGUCGGAUGCUUUGAAAGAGCGCCAUUGGAAACAAUUGAUGAAACAACUUCGCGUGAACUGGGUUCUGUCCGAAUUAACCUUAGGUCAAGUGUGGGAUGUCAAUUUGCUAAAAAAUGAAAGCAUCGUCAAAGACAUCAUUCUAGUGGCACAAGGUGAAAUGGCGUUGGAAGAAUUCUUGAAACAAGUUCGUGAAUCAUGGUCGAACUAUGAACUGGAUUUGAUCAACUAUCAAAAUAAAUGCCGCAUCAUUCGAGGCUGGGACGAUUUGUUUAACAAGGUUAAGGAACAUAUUAACUCAGUGGCCGCUAUGAAAUUGUCACCGUACUAUAAGGUGUUUGAAGAAGAAGCACUCACGUGGGAAGAGAAAUUGAAUCGUAUUAACGCAUUGUUCGAUGUCUGGAUUGAUGUGCAACGUCGUUGGGUCUAUUUGGAAGGUAUCUUCUCGGGCAGUGCCGAUAUUAAAACAUUGCUUCCCGUCGAAACACAACGUUUUAACAGCAUGAGCACCGAAUUUUUGUCACUCAUGAAAAAGGUCGCUAAAUCACCAAAAGUGAUGGACGUCUUGAACAUCCCUUCGGUGCAACGACAACUUGAGAGAUUGGCCGAUUUAUUGGGCAAGAUCCAAAAGGCACUUGGUGAAUACUUGGAGCGUGAACGAACAUCAUUCCCUCGCUUCUACUUCGUUGGUGACGAAGAUUUGUUGGAAAUCAUUGGUAACAGCAAGAAUGUGGCUCGUUUGCAGAAGCACUUCAAGAAGAUGUUUGCCGGUGUGGCAACGAUCAUUUUGAACGAAGACAAUAACAUCGUAUUGGGUGUUGCAUCUCGCGAAGGUGAAGAAGUGCAAUUUAUACGACCUGUAUCAAUAGUCGAACAUCCAAAGAUCAAUGAAUGGUUGACUUUGGUCGAAAAAGAGAUGCGUUUCAGUUUGGCUUCAUACUUGGCACAAGCCGUGCAGGACAUUAAACAAUUCAAAGAAGGCGAUAUUGAUCAUGAAAAGUAUAUGGAAUGGUGUGAUAAAUACCAAGCCCAAAUUGUGGUGUUGGCCGCACAGAUUUUAUGGUCCGAAGAUGUUGAAACAGCACUUCAACAAGGCGGCGAUGUUGCACCAAACAAAAAUCCACUUCAUCGCGUUUUGGCCACCGUUGAGAAGACAUUGACCGUUCUGGCUGAUUCGGUGUUGCAAGAACAACCACCGCUUCGACGACGCAAAUUGGAACAUUUGAUCAACGAAUUCGUGCACAAACGUACAGUGACUCGUCGUUUGUUGGCCAACAAUGUGACCAACAACAAAUCGUUUGAAUGGCUCUGCGAGAUGCGAUUCUAUUUCGAUCCUCGUCAAAGUGAAGUUUUGCAACAGUUGACCAUUCACAUGGCAAAUGCUCGAUUCUUCUAUGGCUUUGAAUAUCUUGGUGUACAAGAUCGAUUGGUUCAAACACCAUUGACUGAUCGUUGUUACUUGACAAUGACACAAGCACUUGAAUCACGUUUGGGUGGUUCGCCAUUCGGUCCGGCUGGUACAGGUAAAACUGAAUCAGUCAAAGCUCUCGGUCAUCAAUUGGGUCGAUUUGUACUCGUCUUCAACUGCGAUGAAACAUUCGAUUUCCAAGCUAUGGGCCGUAUUUUUGUUGGUUUGUGCCAAGUCGGCGCUUGGGGUUGCUUCGAUGAAUUCAAUCGUUUGGAAGAGCGUAUGUUGUCAGCUGUUUCACAGCAAAUUCAAACCAUUCAAGAAGCGCUCAAACAACAUCAAGAUAACAACAAAGACACUCAGAGUUUGACCGUUGAAUUGGUUGGCAAACAGGUCCGUGUAUCGACCGAUAUGGCCAUUUUCAUCACAAUGAAUCCUGGUUAUGCUGGCAGAAGCAAUUUGCCAGACAAUUUAAAGAAAUUGUUCCGUUCAUUGGCCAUGACAACUCCAGAUCGUCAGCUCAUUGCCGAAGUCAUGUUGUUCAGCCAAGGUUUCCGAACCGCCGAGAAAUUGGCCUGCAAAAUUGUUCCAUUCUUCAAAUUGUGCGAUGAACAACUUUCGAACCAAUCUCACUACGAUUUUGGGUUGCGUGCCUUGAAAUCGGUGCUAGUUUCGGCCGGUAAUGUUAAACGUGAUCGCAUCAUGAGAAUCAAGGAAACCAAGCGGAACCAAGGUGAAACCAACAUUGAUGAGGCGUACAUCGCUGAAAAUCUGCCCGAACAAGAGAUUCUCAUUCAAUCGGUGUGCGAAACUUUGGUGCCUAAAUUGGUUGCUGAAGAUAUUCCACUUUUGUUCUCUCUGUUGAGCGAUGUAUUCCCGAAUGUGAGCUACACUCGUGCCGAAAUGACCGGACUCAAAGAAGAGAUUCGCAAAGUUUGCGCCGAAGAAUAUUUGGUGUGCGGUGAAGGUGACGAACAAGGCACCCACUGGACGGAGAAGGCAUUUGGAGAAACAUGGGUGUCCAAAGUAUUGCAAUUGUACCAAAUAUCCAACUUGAACCAUGGUUUGAUGAUGGUUGGUCCGUCGGGAUCAGGAAAGAGUACGGCAUGGCGUGUGUUGCUAAAAGCAUUAGAACGUUUUGAAGGUAUUGAAGGAGUGGCACAUGUCAUUGAUCCAAAAGCCAUAUCAAAAGAAGCUCUUUAUGGUGUUCUCGAUCCGAAUACUCGAGAAUGGACAGAUGGUUUGUUUACGCACGUGCUGCGAAAGAUCAUCGACAAUGUACGUGGUGAGAUCAACAAGCGUCAAUGGAUUAUUUUCGAUGGUGAUGUCGAUCCCGAAUGGGUAGAAAAUUUGAACUCCGUUCUUGAUGACAACAAAUUGCUUACGCUACCGAAUGGUGAACGUUUGUCAUUGCCGCCGAAUGUGCGUGUCAUGUUCGAAGUGCAAGAUUUAAGAUUUGCCACAUUGGCCACGGUCUCUCGUUGUGGUAUGGUUUGGUUCUCGGAAGAUGUUCUCUCCACCGAAAUGAUCUUUGAAAAUUACUUGGCUCGUUUGCGUAACAUCCCAUUGGAAGAUGCCGAUGAAGAUUUUAUUGCUACGAACAACAAAACUGGCGGAAAGGAAGAUGAAGUGUCACCGUGUAUUUCGACUCAACGUGAAAUCGCCGCAUUGUUCCAACCAUACUUUGGUUCUGAUGGCUUGGUGGUGCGUUGCUUGGAAUAUUCCAUGAACCAAGAGCACAUCAUGGACUUUACCCGUUUACGAGCACUCAGCUCACUGUUUUCAAUGCUCAACAAAUUCACUCGCAACGUUCUCAAUUAUAAUCAACAACAUUCUGAUUUCCCAAUUUCAACCGAUCAACUGGAGCAAUACAUUCAGAAGGGAUUGAUUUACUCAGUCUUGUGGUCAUUUGCUGGCGAUGCAAAAUUGAAGAUUCGCAGCGAUUUGGGAGAUUUUAUUCGCAGCGUUACAACUAUCGCUCUGCCAAACAACACAGGUGCACCAAUCAUCGACUACGAAGUUAAUAUGUCCGGUGAAUGGGUACCAUGGUCGAAUAAAGUGCCAGUUAUUGAAGUCGAAACACACAAAGUCGCCGCUCCAGAUGUGGUCGUACCAACACUUGAUACUGUGCGUCAUGAGUCGUUGCUUUACACUUGGCUGGCUGAACAUAAGCCAUUGGUUCUCUGCGGUCCACCUGGUUCCGGAAAAACGAUGACUCUCUUCUCGGCAUUGCGUGCUUUGCCCGAUAUGGAAGUGGUCGGUUUGAAUUUCUCAUCGGCUACCACACCCGAACUUCUUUUGAAAACAUUCGACCAUUACUGUGAAUACCGUAAGACACCGAAUGGCGUCGUCUUGGCUCCAGUGCAAAUCGGAAAAUGGCUCGUACUGUUCUGCGAUGAAAUUAAUUUGCCCGAUAUGGACAGCUACGGAACACAACGUGUUAUUUCAUUCUUGCGCCAAUUGGUCGAGCACAAAGGAUUCUAUCGUGCCAGCGAUCAAGCUUGGGUCAGUUUGGAACGUAUUCAAUUUGUUGGUGCUUGUAAUCCACCGACAGAUCCUGGUCGUAAGGCAUUAAGUCACCGUUUCUUGCGCCAUGUGCCAGUAAUUUACGUCGAUUACCCUGGCGAAACAUCACUGAAGCAAAUUUACGGUACAUUCUCACGUGCAAUGUUACGUUUGAUGCCGGCUCUGCGCGGUUACGCCGAACCGUUGACCAAUGCCAUGGUUGAAUUCUAUCUGAUUUCUCAAGACCGUUUCACACAAGACAUGCAACCGCACUACGUGUACUCACCUCGUGAAAUGACUCGAUGGGUGCGUGGUAUUUGCGAAGCAAUUCGACCUUUAGACAGCUUGCCUGUUGAAGGCCUUGUUCGACUUUGGGCGCAUGAAGCUUUACGGUUGUUCCAAGAUCGUUUAGUUGACGAUACAGAACGUCGUUGGACCAAUGAGAACAUUGACGUUGUAGCAACCAAACACUUCCCAAGUGUUGCCUGCGACAAAGCACUCGCACGACCAAUUUUGUACAGCAACUGGUUGUCAAAGGAUUAUGUGCCAGUUAAGCGUGAUGAAUUGAGAGACUAUGUUCGGGCUCGAUUGAAAAUCUUCUACGAAGAAGAAUUGGAUGUGCCGCUCGUUUUGUUCGAUGAAGUUCUUGAACAUGUGCUACGUAUCGAUCGUAUCUUCCGUCAACCACAGGGUCACUUGCUGUUGAUUGGUGUGUCUGGCGCCGGUAAAACUACGUUGUCACGUUUUGUUGCAUGGAUGAAUGGACUUUCGAUCUUCCAGAUUAAGGUUCACAACAAAUACACCAGCGAAGAUUUCGACGAAGAUCUACGAUCAGUUUUACGUCGUUCCGGUUGCAAAGGCGAAAAGAUUGCCUUCAUUUUGGAUGAAUCGAAUGUGUUGGAUUCUGGAUUUUUGGAACGAAUGAACACACUUUUGGCCAACGGUGAAGUGCCUGGUUUGUUUGAAGGUGAUGAAUACGCCGCUUUGAUGACACAGUGCAAAGAAGGUGCUCAACGAGAUGGGCUUAUGUUAGACUCAAGCGAUGAACUCUACAAAUGGUUCACACAACAAGUCAUGUCUAACUUGCACGUUGUCUUCACAAUGAAUCCAUCUGAAAAUGGCUUGAAAGAUCGUGCCUCAACUUCACCCGCUUUGUUCAAUCGUUGCGUGUUGAAUUGGUUCGGAGAUUGGUCGGAUUCGGCGUUGUUCCAAGUUGGACGUGAGUUCACCAUUCGUGUUGAUCUCGAAAAACCACAAUGGAAAUCACCCGAUUUCUUCCCCGUUUGCAAUCCAUUGCUACCAUCAACACCGUCACAUCGUGAUGCGGUUAUUAAUGCAUGUGUUUAUGUGCAUCAAACGCUUCACAAGGCAAACGCUCGUCUAGCGAAACGAGGUGGCCGCACUAUGGCUAUUACACCAAGACACUACCUUGACUUUAUCCAUCACUUUGUGAAAUUGUACUCAGAGAAACGAAGCGAUUUGGAAGAGCAGCAAUUGCAUUUGAAUGUUGGUCUCAACAAAAUUGCCGAAACAGUGGAGCAAGUUGAAGAGAUGCAAAAAUCAUUGGCUGUAAAAUCGCAAGAGUUGCAGGCCAAGAAUGAGGCUGCCAACGCAAAAUUGAAGCAAAUGUUCAAGGAUCAACAAGAAGCUGAAAAGAAGAAGGUUCAAUCACAAGAUAUCUCAAUCAAAUUAGCCGAUCAAACGGUGAAAAUUGAAGAGAAGCGCAAGUUUGUCAUGGCCGAUUUGGCAUUGGUCGAACCGGCUGUGCUCGAUGCCCAACAAGCUGUGAGUGGUAUAAAAAAGAAGCAGUUGUCCGAGGUCAGAUCGAUGGCAAAUCCACCAGCCAUCGUAAAAUUGGCCUUAGAAUCGAUUUGUUUGCUGCUCAACGCUACCGAUGACAACGACACCAUUCCCGAUUGGAGAACCAUUCGGUCCAUUCUCAAUAAAGACAGUUUCAUUCCGUCAAUUAUUAACUUCGACACCGCAUCUAUCACUGACGAUGUACGUGAUAAGAUGAAGACUCGCUACUUGAGCAACCCAGAAUACAACUUUGAGAAAGUCAAUCGUGCCAGUAUGGCCUGUGGUCCCAUGGUUAAAUGGGCUAUCGCUCAGAUUGAAUAUGCCGAUAUGUUGAAACGUGUUGAACCGUUGCGUGAUGAAUUGCAGUCGUUGGAAGAUCAAGCAGCAUUGAACAUGAAGAAUGCCCAAGACACCAAGGAAUUGAUUGCUCAAUUAGAGCAAAGUAUUGCUGCCUACAAAGAAGAAUAUGCGCAAUUGAUCUCACAAGCGCAAGCGAUCAAAACGGAUUUGGAGAAUGUUCAAGCCAAGGUCGAUCGUUCAAUUGCCUUGUUGAAGAGUUUGAACAUCGAGCGUGAGCGAUGGGAGGCAACAAGUGAAACAUUCCGUUCACAAAUGUCGACCAUCGUUGGAGAUGUGUUGUUGUCGGCUGCUUUCAUUGCUUAUGGUGGUUACUUCGAUCAACACUACCGAAGCAGUUUGUUCUCGACCUGGUGUCAGCAUUUACAAGCGGCUCACAUUCAAUAUCGUCCCGAUAUUGCUCGAACCGAAUACUUGUCGAAUCCAGAUGAGCGACUACGUUGGCAAGCCAAUGCAUUGCCAACUGAUGAUUUGUGCACAGAGAAUGCAAUUAUGUUGAAACGUUUCAAUCGUUAUCCACUUAUCAUCGAUCCCUCAGGUCAAGCGACUGAGUUCAUUUUGAAUGAAUAUGCCGGCAAAAAGAUCACCAAAACGAGUUUCUUAGACGAUUCGUUCCGCAAGAAUCUGGAAUCAGCAUUGCGAUUUGGUAAUCCAUUGUUGGUACAAGAUGUCGAAAACUACGAUCCAAUUUUGAAUCCGGUGCUGAAUCGAGAAUUGCGUCGAACUGGCGGUCGUGUUUUGAUCACACUCGGUGACCAAGACAUCGAUUUGUCGCCAUCAUUCUCGAUUUUCUUGUCGACUCGAGAUCCAACCGUUGAAUUCGACCCAUCCAUUUGCUCUCGUGUUACAUUCGUUAACUUUACGGUGACACGCAGCUCGUUGCAGAGCCAGUGCUUGAACCAAGUUCUGAAAGCCGAACGACCAGACAUCGACGAGAAACGAUCCGAUCUACUAAAAUUGCAAGGCGAAUUCCAUUUGCGACUUCGUCAAUUGGAAAAGCAACUGUUGCAAGCGCUCAACGAUGCCAAGGGUAAAAUCCUUGAUGACGACUCGGUGAUUACAACGUUGGAGACGUUGAAGAAAGAAGCGGCCGACAUUGGCCAAAAAGUCGAAGAGACUGACAAGGUUAUUGCUGAAAUUGAAACCGUUUCGCAUCAAUAUUUGCCACUAUCAACGGCUUGCAGUAACAUUUAUUUCACAAUGGAUUCGCUCAACCAAAUCCACUUCUUGUACCAAUAUUCGUUGCGAAUGUUUUUGGACAUAUUCAGUACGGUGUUGUCGCGAGACAAUCCAGCACUCAGUGGCAAAACGGACUAUGGUCAACGUUUGAAAAUCAUCACAACCGAUCUCUUCUCCGUUGUAUACGAUCGCAUCGCUCGUGGAAUGUUACAUGCGGAUCGCUUGAGCUUUGCCAUUCUUCUCUGUCGCAUUCAUUUGAAAGGAACAUCCGAGCAAAAUCUCGAUGCUGAAUUUAAUUUCUUCUUGCGUAGUCGUGAGGGUAUCGUGUCGAAUCAACAGCACAUCGAUGGAUUUACGUAUGAGCAAGUCGACGGUGCAAAUCGUUUGGCUAUUCGAUUGCCAAUCUUCAAGAAAAUCAUUGAGAAGAUCAAGUCGAUGCCAGAAUUUUUGGCUUGGCUCAAUCAAAGUUCACCAGAACAAAAUGUACCCCAGUUAUGGGAUGAAUCAAAAGCCUUGUCACCCAUUACUGCCGCCAUGCAUCAGCUGCUAUUGAUCCAAGCAUUCCGACCGGAUCGUGUGAUUGCCGCCGGCCAAUUGUUCGUUUCAACCGUUUUGGGUGAAGAAUUCAUGCCGUUGGCCGAAAAAGAAUUGGACUUUGCUGCAUGUGUCGAGAAACAAUUGACAUCAAACACACCAGCACUGUUGUGUUCGGUACCAGGUUUCGACGCAUCUGGUCGUGUUGAUGAUUUAGCCGCUGAAUUGAAUAAGCAAAUUUCAGCGAUUGCCAUCGGUUCGGCUGAAGGUUUCCAUCAAGCCGAACGUGUUAUCAAUCAAGCAUGCAAGUCUGGAAAAUGGGUACUUUUGAAGAACGUUCACUUGGCACCACAGUGGCUCAUUCAAUUGGAAAAGAAAUUGCAUUCAUUGCAACCACAUGCCGCGUUCCGUUUGUUCUUGACCAUGGAAAUCAGUCCACGUGUUCCAGUCAAUCUAUUGAGAGCUGGACGCAUCUUUGUCUACGAACCACCUCCAGGUAUCCGUGCCAAUUUGUUGCGCACCUUCUCAACAGUGCCAAUAGCCCGUAUGAUGAAACCACCAUCUGAACGAGCUCGUUUGUACUUCUUAUUGGCUUGGUUCCAUGCAAUCAUUCAAGAACGGUUGCGUUAUGUACCGUUGGGUUGGGCCAAGAAAUACGAAUUCAAUGAAUCCGAUCUGCGUGUUGCUAUCGAUACGCUCGACACAUGGAUCGAUCAAACGGCCAUGAACCGAGCCAAUUUGCCACCCGAGAAAAUCCCAUGGGAUGCCAUCGUCACACUAUUGUCACAAAGUAUUUAUGGUGGUAAAAUCGAUAACGAUUUCGAUCAACGUUUGCUUGCAUCAUUCUUGAGCAAAUUAUUCACGGCGCACAGUUUUGAAACUGAUUUUGCUUUAGUUGGCAAUGUUGAUGGUCAACGAAAUAUUACAAUGCCCGACGGUACACGUCGCGAUCAUUUCAUGAAAUGGAUUGAAAAUCUGUCGGAUCGCCAAACACCGUCAUGGCUUGGUCUACCGAAUAAUGCUGAAAAGGUGCUGUUGACAACACACGGAACCGAUUUGGUUAGCAAAUUGCUGAAGAUGCAACAAUUGGAAGAUGAUGAUGAACUAGCCUACAAUCCAGAUGAAGGUGUCGUUGAUGCAUCACUUCAAAAUAUCCAAGAAGACGGUCGACCAUCGUGGAUGAAAACACUGCAUAAUAGCGCCAGUGCAUGGCUGGAUUUACUUCCGAAAUCAUUGCCAACACUUAAGCGGACCGUUGAAAAUAUUAAAGAUCCAUUGUAUCGGUACUUUGAACGUGAGGUUACUUCGGGCGCUAAGCUAUUGAUCACGGUCAUUAGCGAUAUGCAAGACGUGGUUUUGAUUUGCCAAGGCGAAAAGAAACAGACCAAUCAUCAUCGUACUAUGCUGUCGGAGCUGGUUAAGGGCAUCAUUCCAAGUGGAUGGCGAAAAUAUACCGUACCAGCAGGAUGCACCGUCAUUCAAUGGGUCACCGAUUUCAGCAAUCGUAUCAAGCAAUUGCAAAAGGUGUCGGAAUUGGUAUCACAAGCUGGUGCCAAGGAAUUACAAGGUUUCCCAGUUUGGUUGGGUGGUCUGUUGAAUCCAGAAGCCUACAUCACAGCAACACGUCAAUGUGUUGCUCAAGCCAAUAGUUGGUCACUUGAAGAGCUUGCUCUCGAUGUAACCAUCACCGAAGGUGGCAGCGGUGGCAACCAGAAAGACAGCUGCUUCGGUGUCACUGGACUGAAAUUACAAGGAGCCACGUGCAAAACCAAUCAAUUGCUAUUGAACACAGCUAUUAUGACCGAUUUGCCGUUGACACUUCUGAAAUGGGUCAAGGUUGGUUCAUCGGAACAUCGCACUGGUAAAUUGAAUUUGCCGGUCUACUUGAACUCAACACGAGCCGAGCUUCUAUUCACCGUCGAUUUGGCUGUUGCUUCCGGACAAAGUCCACACAGCUUUUACGAGCGUGGUGUCGCUGUGCUUACUUCAACAGCAUUAAACUAAUUUCAUUAAUUGCAUUAAAAUAACCAAUUGAAAAAUAUAAAGAAAAUAAAUUGAAAAAAGCUUGAAAAAUACGAAAAAGUAAAAAAAAAAAAACUUGAAAAAUUGGAAAAAUUGAAGAAAAAAAAAUCGAAUCUAACCAAUUUUAGUAAAAUUUUGCACGCAUAAAUUGAUAGCUACAUCUACAUGAUUAUAAUCAACUAUUAUAUUAAAUAAUUCAAUCAAAUCAAUCAGAUUGAUUCAAUCUUAUUUAUUGCUUGAAUAAAAAAAACACAAAAUAUAAUCAAAUUUAUUAUGAAA